UCAUUCAUAUUAACGACCUACCGACCGAUCACCCUCAAAUCAACAUAUAACGACCGUGUUCUUCGUGCUAUAAUGUCACAGACCGAGCUCUCCGGUCUACGAAACCUACAAGCAGGAGGGUCCGGGGCAGCUGGCCAACCGGAAACGGGGGAAGAUGAGGCUGCUCAGCAAGCGCAGCAACGUCAACAGCAGGAGGAAAUGAAGCGGGGUAUGCUAGCGACCAUCUUGGACGCAGGAGCGAGGGAAAGACUCGCUCGCAUAUCGCUGGUGAACCCUACGUUGUCUAAACGUGUGGAAGACUCCCUUCUUCGUAUGGCACAGUCGGGCCAAAUUCGAACCAAAGUUACAGAGCAGCAGUUGAUUUCAUUGCUAGAAAACGCCGAUGGGAAUGGUCAAUCAUCUCAUGCACCCAAGAAGACCAUUGUGUAUUCGCGAAGGAAGCAUGAUGAAGAUGAUGACCUUGAUUUCGACAUAUGAGCUUCUAGUGCAGGCACAUCGCUUCCUGUUAGUAGUCGUGAUCUGUGAUUAUCAGAUAAUGUACUUUCAUAAUGAAUCAUCGAAAUUCA
Molecule: messenger RNA, 566 nt
Organism: Dacryopinax primogenitus
Lineage: Eukaryota; Fungi; Basidiomycota; Dacrymycetes; Dacrymycetales; Dacrymycetaceae
Exons: 4
Coding region: 199-477 (92 amino acids)
Cellular component (GO): nucleus; cytosol
Molecular function (GO): DNA binding
Source: RefSeq, a predicted model, not a curated record